AUCCCCCUCCCCGCCCCUCUCUGUCUGUGCUGGGUGUCAGCCUCCCGUGGUGAUCAACGCGCACAGCAGACUUCAUAAGGAGUGGGUGAACGGUCGACGCACAGAUGAUACAGGAGUGACACUUGGGGAAUAAACAAACAAAAUGUCCCACGAAAAGUGUUCCCUGAUGCCAGGUGAUACAGAGAACCUGCGGACAAGAUCUGCAGUUGAUACCUCAGAAAACGCUGUAGAUCCUGAACAGCAACAUUGGGUUCCCCGGCGACAGUGCCAAACUGAUAGGCUCUGUGUCGGACCCCAUCAUCCAGAGCUAGGCGGAGCGGAGUCGACCUCUCCAGAUGCUUCUGCCCACAACUUCUACACACCGAAAUGUUUCCUCACCGUCUACAGAGGACACGGCACCUCCCCAUCUACUCUGUCUCGGUAUGGAGAAGAGGGUUGGCAUGAAGGCACCACAAAGACCACAAUCAGAGCUGAGAAUGAGGUGGAGGCACACAGGGAAGCCAACAACUACAAGUUUGGCUUCAGAAAGUGGAAGGGCAAUGUUACCGAGAAGCCCAUUGAAGACCGAUCAGACAUCAUCAAAGCGCUCUACUCUGAUCUCAGCGUUGUUAAGCCUCUAGAAGGCUCAGUGAUCACCUUUGGGAACAUCAUUUAUGUCCUUUUAUUUGGAUGGUGGAUAUCUUUAAUCUACUGCCUCAUUUGUCCUGUAAUGUUUCUAACGAUCUGCGGAGCCCCUUAUGGCAAACUUUGUUUAAAGAUGGCGUGGUACUUCAUUUGGCCAUUUGGGAAGUCGAUUGAAAAGGCCGGUGAGAUGGCUAAGAGAGCCAUUGUGAAGCCUCUAAAGUGUGAGGUCAUUCCUGAAGAGAGGGACAGUGAAGUCAUCAAGAACCUUGUCGGGGACAAGGAGUCCUCGCCCCUUCUGAUGUCUUCCCCAAUCCCUGUUGAGAUCCCUGUCCCAGAACCAGCUACAACUACUUCAAAGCACUGGUGUCGCAUCAGCACUUAUGUUUGGUUGUUGCUAGGUUACCCUAUCCUGGCUGUGGUCCACUCCCUGGCCUGUGUGCUCUCCUGGCUGCUGGUCUUCACUAUACCUGUAGCCAAGAUGAAUGCUCGCACAAUGACCAUUGUCCUCCUCAUGGCACCAGAGGACGUUCAGAUCCACAGAAUAGAAAAGGGUCAGUUCAACCAAAACACAAAUGACAUAGUUCUCCCUUCCCCCCAAGUGACAUCUGUGUGUGAGUCCAGAAACAUCUUAUGCUGUUAUAAAGCUUUCAAUGUGUAUUACUACAAAUACACUGUCCAAGGAAUCAACAUUUUCGCUCUCAACCUGCUUCCCCUGGUCUUCAUCACUGUCAUUAUGGGCUACACUGACCGUAAACACAAAUUCUGCAGUGCGGAGACCAAGUUUGCCACAGCCAUCACUUCCAUCAUUCCUCUAUCCUACUAUAUUGGCAUGGGUAUAGCCAGCAUUUCUGCACAGAGUAACUUCGCAGUGGGAGCGGUGGUGAAUGCGACGUUCGGCUCCAUCACCGAGAUGACGUUCUACAUCACGGCACUGCUGCAGGGACACAAUGCUGGCACCAAAUGUUACGAAGAGAUCGUCAAAGCAGCGCUCACUGGGACCUUGCUCGGCUGUAUACUGUUCGUCCCUGGUAUCUGUAUGAUCAUCGGGGGCAUUAAACACAGAGAGCAGCGGUUUAACAGUCGUUCAGCCGGAGUGAGCUCCGCUUUGCUCUUCAUAUCCGUAGGAGGUAUUUUUGCUCCCACCCUCUUCUCAAAGACCUUCGGUAAUCUGGUGUGUGGAAGCUGCACCAAUAUUCCAGGCAAUGGCAGCGUACCCUUCAUCUGCAAGGAUUGUCACUACGAAACGAGUCCAGCUGACCCACAAUUGAUCCUGCCCCAUAUUGAGCCCCUGGUGUACACAAUUGCUGUGCUGCUGCCUGCUGCAUACCUGAUUGGCCUCAUCUUCACCCUAAAAACCCACUCCCACAUCUAUGAUAUCCAUAUCAGCGAUGGUCACGGGGGCCAUGCACACGGUGGUCAGUACGCACAAGAGGGUACUAGCAACUAUCACCCCAAUGGUGAGGUCACCACUGGCCAUCUCCUUGCAGCCAGCACGUGUAUUAAUUCCAGCAUUGUUUCCAGCAGUCACAUUGCAAGAGGUCAUCAUGUAGUCCACUGGUCCCGGGCGAGGGCUCUUGGAGUGCUGAUUGUUGCCACGAUAUUGAUGGCCUGCUGCGCUGACCUCACCACGGAGAAUAUCGAGCCCAUGCUGACCCAUUCCUCCAUCUCCGUGUACUUCAUCAGUGUCACAGUGUUGGCCAUGGUGCCAGAGCUUCCUGAGAUUGUCAAUGGGAUCCAAUUUGCACUGCAGAACAAUAUCAGCCUGAGCCUUGAAGUGGGCAGUUGCAUUGCUGUGCAGGUCUGCAUGAUUCAGAUUCCACUGCUCAUUCUCUUUAAUGCCUUCUAUGAUGUUGGAUUUGUGCUUGUGUUCAGUGAUAUCCAUCUCUGGGCCAGCAUCUUCAGUGUCAUUCUGGUCAAUUACAUCUUCAUGGAUGGAAAGUGUGACUACUUUCAGGGCACUGCACUAGUGGUGGUCUACCUCAUCCUUUUGGCCCUUUACUUCUUUGCUCCUUCUCCACGCUCUUGUUGAUCUGCUGGCCAGGAAAUCCUAAAUCUCUAAACAUUUUAAGCCACGUAAAAUGUGGCUUCGGUGGCACAACAGAUAGAAAAAGAUUUGGAUAGGGUUUUGAAAAACUGUUGCUGUAAAUAUAUAGCCGUCUGCCAUUUGUCAAUAUGAUACUGAAAUAGUGUUUUGCGCACUUGAACAUAUUUCCAGUUCUGGCUGUGAUUAAAAAAAUAAAUAAAUUUAAAAUCUAACUUAUUUUUACUGUUGCAUUUAAAUGUAAAUUUGUGGUAUUCAUUAUUGGUUCUGAUAUAUUGUGAUAUGUGGUUUAUAAAGAACAUAAUAAAUGCUACAAUUU
Molecule: messenger RNA, 2984 nt
Organism: Cottoperca gobio
Lineage: Eukaryota; Metazoa; Chordata; Actinopteri; Perciformes; Bovichtidae
Gene: cax1
Product: cation/H+ exchanger protein 1
Exons: 21
Coding region: 143-2653 (836 amino acids)
Biological process (GO): calcium ion transmembrane transport; intracellular calcium ion homeostasis
Cellular component (GO): membrane; endomembrane system
Molecular function (GO): calcium:proton antiporter activity
Source: RefSeq, a predicted model, not a curated record